AUGAAGGGGCUCUUUGCUGCUGCGGCAUCAUUGCUCUUGAGCACUGUCAAGGCUCUCCCCUCUAAGCCCGCCACUGGACCAUUCUUGACACAAGUCGACAACACAACAUGGGUCCUCGGAAAUGAGAUCUGGAAUGUCACCCAGGAGCAGAUCUACGGUGUCAAGCUGAUGUACAAGGGGAAAGAUUGUGUUGGCGAAGCUGUCGGUCACUAUGUCAGUUACAACGGCGCAGCGUCUAACUUGCAAUGGACCUCGGCUUCCAUUUCCAGUCGCGGUACCCACCAGGGCAAGCAAUACAUUGAUGUCUCAUUCACUGCUGCGGAGGGAGAUAUGCAUUGGGUCAUUUUCUCCGGCCUGUCUGGUGCUUAUCAGUAUUUCGUGAACCAUGCGCUUCCUACCCUCGGUGAAUUCCGUACUCUCUGGCGGUUGGAUAACUCGACUUUCACAAAGGGUCGAACCAACAUCAAGGAUGAGGAAUUACCCCCACUGAGCGAGUAUUUGGCCACGAACAAGGUUCAGGAUGAGACGUGGUUGAAGCCUGAUGGGAGUGGGUAUAUCACCAAGUAUGACUUUACUGCUUGGUCGAGGAACCAGGAUUUCUUUGGUGUUUACGGAGAUGGAUUUGGUAGUUGGUAUAUAAAUGCUGGCAAGGACUACUAUAAUGGUAAUCAUCUGAAACAGGAGCUGAUGGUCCACCGAGAAUCAUCCACCGGAGACGCCGUGCAGCUGAACAUGAUCCAUGGCACUCACUUCAUGGCCUCAUCUUCCGACGUAUUCCCCGAUGGCAAGAUGUGGGGACCAUGGCUUUGGUAUCUCAACGAUGGCGACAAGAAAGAUGCCGCCAAGCGAGCCGCAGAAGAAUUCAAAUCCUGGCCAUACGCCUGGCUCGACGACGAAGACUACCACAGCCGUGGCGUUGUCCAAGGCAAGAUCAUGCUGUCCGACGGCCGCCCAGCCAGCAACGCCGCCGUCUUCCUCGGUGACAACAACCCCAAUAAAACCGCCCUAGACAUGGGCUCAACAUACUACUACACCGCAUACGCCGACAAGCACGGCAACUUCGAAUUCUCCGACGUCCGCGCAGCUACAUACGGUCUCCAAGCCUGGUCGAACGGCAGUUCCAUCGCCGAUGUGACAACCUCCUUCCUCCAAAACGACGUUACCGUGAAAAAAUCCUCAAAGACCAACCUCGGCAGCCUAACCUGGCAAGUCUCGUCCAAGAAGCAAGUCUUCCAAAUCGGUGACUUCGACCGCUACAGUUACGGUUUCUUGCACGGCGGAGCACCACACGAACACGCCCUGGUCGCGUCAUGCCCCGCAAACCUGACAUACACAAUCGGCGAGUCCAAGCCUAUUGACUGGUGUUUCGGACAGACCUACAAGGGUAACUGGACCGUGCGAUUCAAGGCCUCGUCUGUUCCUGAAUCUGCGGCUCCGAAUCUGAUCGUUUCACUGGCUGGAUACUCCUCGGGGGCGAGCACUAAUAUUCUCGCUAAUGGAGUCCAGGUUGGUAAUAUGACUAGUGGGUCUUCGUUGAUUCCUACUGAUCCGUGCUUGUAUCGCUCUGCGACGGGUGCGGGUGAGUGGCAUUUGCUUGAGUAUUCGUUUGAUAAAGGUUUGUUGACGGAGGGGUGGAAUGAGAUUACUUUUAAUAUGGUGAGGAAUACUACGUGGCAUGGAUUUAUGUGGGAUAGUGUUGUCCUGGAGUGGUGA
This is a messenger RNA of Penicillium subrubescens, 1713 nucleotides long. Its product is annotated as putative rhamnogalacturonase. Gene Ontology annotation, biological process: carbohydrate metabolic process. Lineage: Eukaryota; Fungi; Ascomycota; Eurotiomycetes; Eurotiales; Aspergillaceae. Bases 1 to 1713 code for a protein of 570 amino acids. The record is from RefSeq and is a predicted model, not a curated record. The transcript is spliced from 4 exons. Gene Ontology annotation, molecular function: carbohydrate binding; catalytic activity.